CUACAACACGUUAUCAGCACGUAGCACUAAACCUAUUUUUUUUUCUCCCAUUCUCCCUACACUCAAUCCGCAGCCGCGCCGCCAGCAGUCCAGCCACGCCGCCAACGGUCUAGCCGCGGCCUCCCCCCCUUCCUAGCCUGCGACUCACCGAUUCUCGGAUCUCUUUUGAGAUGACUGAUCCAACUCGACCCGAGUUCGACAUCCUGGACUCAGAAGGACUUGAGUACCAUCGCUGGGUUUCUGACAUAGAAACCACAUUUGUGGCUAAAGACUAUUCCGCCACGCUUGCCGACCCUGAAAGUUUAAAAGACAAUGCACCGUCUGAAAAAAUAAAGGCUGCUGCGUUAAUGUUCCUUAGACGCCAUAUUGAUCCUAGCUUACGCUGGGAAUACUUACAAUUGAAAACCCCCAAAGAACUGUGGGACGCACUAAAAGGUCGUUUUGGGAACAUACAUGGCACAUUGCUCCCCGAACUAACAGUGCAGUGGAAUGAAAUCCGCUUAGUUGACUACAAAAAGAUCAACGACUUUAAUAAGGACAUGUUACGCCUCAAAGCACGCCUUAAUUUCUGUGGUAAACCAAUCACAGAAGAUGAAAUGAUUGAUAAGACCCUCUCCACUUUCCCAACCUCAGCACUUAUACUAGCGAACCAGUAUAGGUUGGAGCAUAAUAACAAAAGAAUAACCACAUUUAAUCAGUUAAUUAAUUUGCUCCAAGUUGCUGAAAGACAAAAUCAAGUUCUCUUGAAUAACAAUGCCAGACCAGUUGGGACAAAGAAAAUUCCCGAGGUCAACUAUGGCAAAGCAAACACUGGAAAGCACCCCGGUGGAAGAGGAGAGGGCCGUACUCGUGGAAGGGGGCGCAACAAUCGCGGCGGGCGUGGAGGCCGAGGUACGGGCCGUGGAGGAUCUUCCCAUGUGUGGAAGAGAGAUACAAGUGUCGGGACCAGUGGUCAAACCAACAAGGCCCAUAGUGCACCGGCAAAACCUCCAGCCAAACGAGACCGAGUUGGGGAAGAGCCAUGCUUCAGAUGCGGAGUUUCUGGUCAUUGGUUUAAGAAUUGCCAUGCCAGUAAUAGAGUUGCUGCUGCCUACAAGAAAUACAGAGAAUCAAAGGAACAUGAAUCUCAGUUUGUGACAGACGAAGGAAAUGAGGUUGAUGUUAACCUCACAGUGGCGGAUUUUGGUGUUAAAAAUAACACCACCCAUUCAGUCGAUGCACCGGACUUUGAUUAAUUUUCCCCCAUCCCACUAGUCAUUUAAACAAACUCUAUGUUUUUUUCUUUCAUUCCCUUUCAUUUUCUGCUUAUGGACAUUACAUGCUUAUCGUUAUUUUAAUAAUUGGAUUCAAUUUUUGAAAUCCAAAUAUAUACCCACAAUUAUCU
This is a messenger RNA of Cuscuta epithymum, 1384 nucleotides long. The record is from the annotation of a GenBank genome assembly. Lineage: Eukaryota; Viridiplantae; Streptophyta; Magnoliopsida; Solanales; Convolvulaceae.